UAUGGAAAAGAUUUAAUUAUUAUCUACAACCAAGACAAUUAAUAAAUAGACAAAAUAUGGCUAUUAUGCUAAUAACUCCUAGAUUAUUGUCCACUUGUGAAAUUACUAAGAACAUAAAAUUUAUCUCCCAUGAUAAUGACAUUAGAAUAUCAAAAUAUACAGUGAAAACUUCUAAUUCAUCAGAAAAACGACCUUUGCUAGUUUUGAUUUGUUGGCUUCUAGCUAAAGAGAAACACUAUAUGAAAUUUACUGAUUUGUAUUUACAACACGGAUUUGAUGUUACGAUAGUAACUAUCACUCCAUGGCAGCUUAUGUGGCCUGAAAAAGGAUCCAGAAUAAUUGCAGCAGAUUUGUUGACAUUCUUAGAAGAAAAUCAGGAUUAUCAACAAAUUAUGCUGCAUGGAUUUUCUGUGGCUGGCUAUUUAUGGGGCGAAGUUUUAACUUAUGUACAUAGCAAUCGUGAAAAAUAUAAUAAUGUUAUUGAUAGAAUUAUUGGUCAUGUAUGGGACAGUGCUGCAGAUAUUAGUGAAUUUAUUAUAGGCACGCCACGUGCUAUAUUUCCUAAUAAUCCUUUGUUGCAAUCUAUAAUACAAAAAUAUUUAGUCUAUCAUAUGAAAGCAUUUUACAAGCAAUCUACACAAUAUUACCUUCGCUCUAGUCAGAUGUUUCAUACAAAUUUGAUACGGAGUCCAGCACUUUUUCUUGUAAGUAAUGUAGAUCCUGUGGGACCAGUAAGUAGUAAUAUGAGGGUAAGAGAUUCAUGGGAUUCCUUAGGUAUAAAGACUUAUGUUAAAAUAUUUGAUGGAUCACCCCAUGUAGGACAUUAUCGGAAAUAUCCAAAAGAAUAUAUAGCAGAACUUCAUGCAUUUUUAAGGAUGUUAAACUUAAUCAAGAAUAAAGAUAAAAUUACAGCCAAAGGCUAAACUGAAAUAGA
Molecule: messenger RNA, 934 nt
Organism: Vespa mandarinia (Asian giant hornet)
Lineage: Eukaryota; Metazoa; Arthropoda; Insecta; Hymenoptera; Vespidae
Product: transmembrane protein 53-like lethal (2) k09913
Molecular function (GO): serine hydrolase activity
Source: RefSeq, a predicted model, not a curated record